Messenger RNA from Eublepharis macularius, 3048 nucleotides. It is a transcript of the gene KIF20A, whose product is annotated as kinesin family member 20A. The record is from RefSeq and is a predicted model, not a curated record. Gene Ontology annotation, cellular component: nucleus; spindle microtubule. Gene Ontology annotation, biological process: mitotic spindle assembly; microtubule-based movement. The transcript is spliced from 19 exons. Gene Ontology annotation, molecular function: microtubule binding; ATP binding; plus-end-directed microtubule motor activity. NCBI's taxonomy places the organism in Eukaryota, Metazoa, Chordata, Lepidosauria, Squamata, Eublepharidae. The coding region runs from base 101 to 2782 and encodes 893 amino acids.
GUUUGAAACAAGGAGAAGAAAAGAGUCUCACUCGUGCUUUUCACACAAAGUGGAACAUCGGGCGGAGGAGUGAUCGCGCAGGUAACGGCAGGUUGUUGCUAUGGCCGAAGGAUGUAUUUCCCCAGGAGGGCUGCUUUCUGAUGAAGAAGCUGUAGUCUUUCCUGUACUGGAAUCCACUGCAGCAGAAUGUGGGGCUGGCUUGUGCAGAGCUCUUCUGCCAGAUUUCUCUUCCAUCUCUUCAAGCCAUGAACAGGCAGCUUCUGGUGACAAUGAGAAAGUGAAGGUAUAUGCGAGAGUGAGGCCCCUGAAUCCGGAUGAAGUGGAAAAACUUGAGGAUCAAGGCUGCAUCUGUAUUGAGAAUUCUGAGACCCUUUUACUCAAAGCACCGAAGAACUCCUUCACCAUGAAAAACACUGAACGAGGGAUUGGUCAGGCAGUGCAUAAGUUCACCUUCACCAAGGUCUUUGGGCCAGAGGUUGGCCAGAAAGGUUUUUUUGAUGCAACAAUGAAGGAAGUAGUGACGGAUGUGCUGCAUGGGCAGAACUGGCUUAUUUAUACCUAUGGAGUCACUAAUUCAGGGAAGACAUACACCAUCCAGGGAAGCGGUGCUGAUGCAGGGGUCCUUCCUCGUUCUUUGGCAAUCAUAUUCAACAGCAUUGGGGCAGACCUUUACCGGGCCACAGACCUGAAGCCCUUCCUCUCCUGUGAAGUAAUGUGGCUGGACAGCAAACAGAUUCGUCAGGAGGAAACCAAGAAGCAGGCCCUGUUGUGUGGCAAGAUGAAGGAGGAGUUGCUUACUUCUGUGAAUAAGAACCAUGACACAGGAUCCUUGCUUCAGGCUGGUACAAGCACUAGCAUUGACAGUGGUGUUGGCGGACUCUCAUCUACCUGCUACUCUACCAAUCAAACAAACUCUAACCUGCUGGAAGAGACAGUUCCUCACUGGGCUGACUCGGACAACAUUUCACUGCUGGCUAAAGAAGAUGUGCAAUUUUCCAUCUGGGUCUCCUUUUUUGAGAUCUACAACGAGCAGAUUUAUGACUUGCUGGAGACAAAUGUGAUUGGUCCACCCCGCAAGAGACCCACACUGCGACUGUGUGAGGAUCAGACUGGCAACCCCUACAUCAAAGAUCUUAAUUGGAUUAACGUUCAAGAUGCCGAUGAGGCCUGGAAGCUGCUGAAACUGGGUCGCAGAAACCAAAGCUUUGCCAGCACCCACAUGAACCAGAACUCUAGCCGCAGUCAUAGCAUCUUCUCCAUUCGAAUUCUGCACCUACAGAGAAACAGUGGUGAAAUGGACCCAAAGAUUAGCGAGCUGUCACUGUGUGACCUUGCUGGCUCUGAACGCUGCAAAGAGCAGAGGGCUGGGGAUCGCAUGAAGGAGGCAAAUAAUAUCAAUACGUCUUUGCACACCCUGGGACGCUGCCUUGCUAUGCUGCGCCAGAACCAGCAGGCCAGAUCGAAGCAAAGUGUUGUGCCAUUCAGAGACAGCAAGCUAACACGUGUGUUUCAAGGGUUCUUCACAGGGCGAGGGCAGUCCUGUAUGAUAGUCAAUAUGAAUCCAUGUGCUUCCUCAUAUGAUGAGACUCUCCAUGUGGCUAAGUUCUCUGCAAUUGCCAGCCAGCUUAUACAAGCUCCUUCAAAGGUGGGACUGUUGGCCAUUCAGUCUCUUAUCAAGGAACAGAGCAUUCAAAUAAACAAGGCCUCUGCAGCAGCCUUUGAUCAAGAAACAGAAUUUGAUGAAGAGAGUGAGAAUGAAACAGAUGUGACCAUGUAUGACAAAGAGGACCUGUUGCUUGUGGUUGAGGCUGUGCAAGCUCUGCUGCUGAAGGAACGCCAGGAGAAGCUGAAGCUAGAAAUACAUCUCCGCAAUGAGAUCUGCAAUGAGAUGAUGGAGCACCUGCAACACAAGGAACAGUGGAACAGUGAGCAGCUGGAUGCCCAAAAGGAGAUUCUGGAGGACUUGUAUGAGAAGAAGCUGAACAUUCUAAAGGAGUCACUGACUGAUUACUAUCAAGAGGAGAUGGAGAACCGGGAUGAAAAGAUACAAGAGCUGGAAGCUGCCUUGCAAGAAGCAAAACCACAACAGCAAGAACUCCACGAAGAAAAGCAAGAAUCAGGGGAGACGCUGCGCAGAUCCAAACGAGUGGCAUCUACCCUGCAACAGGAUCCGCAGGAAACAAAAACCAAGCUAGAGCAGUGUCAGGCUGAGCUGAAUGCAGCCAAAGAAGAGCUACGCAAAUACCGAAAGAUGAUUGAGCCACCACCUUCGUCAAAGGCUAUCACUGUAGAUGUGGACCAGAAGCUGGAAGAAGGUCAAAAGAAUAUUAGGAUGCUGCGUUCUGAGCUGCAGAGACUUGGGGAAUCACUUCAGACAGCAGAAAGAGCAUGUUGUCACAGCACAAGUGCUGGCAAACUCCGUGAGACCCUGUGUAUGUGUGAUGACAUCCUGAUAAAACAGGAUAAGACUCUGGCUGAACUUCAAAACAAUAUGAUGCUAGUGAAGCUGGAUCUGCGGAAGAAGGCAGCCUGUAUUGCUGAGCAAUAUCAUACAGUACAAAAACUCCAAGCAACACCAACCCUGUCCAUCAAGAAACGGUUCUGUGCCAACAAUGAAAACAUGCAGCCCAAAAGCCAACCUCCCAUCAAGAGGCCUUUCUUGCAAAACUUCUUGCCUCACUCUACAACCAAGCCUGCUGUUGCAGAGAGCCCCUACACUCGUAUCCUGCGUUCUCAUAGGUCUCCCCCUUUCAAACCCCUCCCCUUUAGCAAAAAAUACUGAACUGAAUGCUUUUUUUGGUCCUGUGGUACAACUGGGUACUAGCAACUGGAUCUACAGUUCCUGUAUAUAAAUUUGUGUUUAUUCAUAUGUUAAGGGCUGAGUGGAAAAAUAAAUACUUGGCUUCCCAAAGAUGGCUACUAUGCAUGUCCUCUCAGGCCAGCUGCUACUCCAGAGUAUAUGGAAUCUGGACUUUUAUCAUCCUUUUUUAACCACUUGCUUAUGUGUUUCUGCAUGCUAAAUGUAUAUUCAUUACUAUGUUCGAUGCA